AUGAGCAAGCUCAACGCCAACGCCUUUAGCUUCGUCCCCACCCAGGCCUUCAAGACCCCCCAGCAGCCGGCCCAGCCUCCUCCUCCACCCAUUGAGCGUCCUCCCCAGACCGAGGCCCCCGCACCAGCACCCACUAUCUCGCUAAACAUUGGUGGCUCUAGGCCUCCGCCCUCAUCCGUCCCCGCCCCCGCACCGACAAUUUCGCUUAACAUCGGCGGUUCGAAGCCCGCACCUGCACCCGUCCCUUCCCCCUCGCCCGCCCCCGCUCCCAAAGUAAAAGCAGAGCCUGCUCUUGCAUCAGUACCGGAGUCCAAGCCAGCAGCUGCCUCCGCCGCUCCUUCGAAGACUUUCACCCUCGAUCGCGCAAAGACCGACACUGCUGCCAUAGCGCAAGAAGUCCGCACUGCCGCGGACGAUGAGGUCUUGAAGGAUCUGUUCGGAAGUGUGAAGCAGCAUCUGAACAUCGUUUUCAUCGGACAUGUUGAUGCUGGGAAGAGUACUAUGGGUGGAAACCUCCUCUAUAUCACCGGCAUGGUCGACAAGCGUACCAUGGAGAAGUACGAGCGCGAAGCCAAGGAGGCCGGCCGUGACUCUUGGUACCUCUCCUGGGCACUUGAUUCGACACCACAGGAACGCGCGAAGGGCAAGACUGUCGAGGUCGGUCGCGCGUACUUCGAAACGGACACACGCCGCUACACCAUCCUCGAUGCUCCCGGUCACAAGACAUUCGUGCCCUCUAUGAUCUCCGGCGCCGCUCAGGCCGACGUAGCUGUCCUGGUCAUCUCGGCCCGCAAGGGUGAAUUUGAAACCGGGUUCGAGAAGGGAGGCCAGACUCGCGAACAUAUCAUGCUUGUGAAGACCGCCGGUGUCAGCAAAGUCAUCGUUGUGAUCAACAAGAUGGACGAGUCGACGGUCAACUGGGAAAAGGCCCGUUUCGACGAGAUCAAGGACAAGCUCACACCUUUCAUCCGAGCCGCCGGAUUCAACGUAAAAACAGACGUCACCUUUAUCCCUGUGUCUGCAUACACUGGCGCCAACUUGAAGGACAGGUUAAAGAAGGAGGUCUGCCCUUGGUGGGACGGCGCAUCACUCCUCGAGCAGCUGGACACUAUGCCCAUGGUAGACCGCAAGAUCAACUCGCCGCUAAUGAUGCCCGUAUCGGAGAAGUACAAGGACAUGGGUACUGUUGUCGUUGGGAAGAUCGAGUCUGGUCACAUGAAGAAGAGCGACACUCUCCUGCUCAUGCCGAACAAGAACAUCGUCGAAGUAUCCGCCAUCUACAACGAGAUGGAGGAUGAGGUUGAUGCUGCGUUUUCCGGCGACAACGUGCGCAUUCGACUUCGCGGAGUAGACGACGAAGAUAUCAGUCCUGGGUUUGUGCUCACGAGCCCAUCGAACCCCGUACAUGCCGUCCGGCAGUUCGAAGCUCAGCUGGCCAUCCUCGAUCACAAGAACAUCAUCUGCGCCGGGUACUCUGCUGUCAUGCAUUGCCACACGCUCUCAGAGGAGGUUACCCUGGUCUCGCUUCUCCACUACUUCGACAAGGCAACGGGCCGCAAAUCACGAAAGCCUCCACAGUUCGCGAAGCGGGGCCAGAAGAUCGUCGCACUCAUCGAGACCGAGCAGCCAGUCUGCGUCGAGCGGUUCACCGACUAUCCCCAGUUGGGGCGGUUCACGCUCCGAGACGAAGGGAAGACAAUCGCGAUCGGGAGGGUAACCAAGCUUAUCGAAGGUCCGCUAGAGGAAAUCGCUGAGGGCGUCGCGAACGUUUCCGUCAACGCUUGA
Molecule: messenger RNA, 1785 nt
Organism: Epithele typhae
Lineage: Eukaryota; Fungi; Basidiomycota; Agaricomycetes; Polyporales; Epitheliaceae
Product: eukaryotic polypeptide chain release factor 3
Exons: 5
Coding region: 1-1785 (594 amino acids)
Biological process (GO): translation; translational termination; nuclear-transcribed mRNA catabolic process, deadenylation-dependent decay
Cellular component (GO): translation release factor complex
Molecular function (GO): GTP binding; translation release factor activity; GTPase activity
Source: RefSeq, a predicted model, not a curated record